UACCAGUAUUAGUGCAACCAACAAAGAAAAGCGGAGAGUGAGCAGCAGCAAGCAUCGAUGGUGAAGUUCCUGAAGCCAAACAAGGCGGUGGUCGUCCUGCAGGGCCGCUACGCUGGUCGCAAGGCGGUGAUCGUCAAGUCCUUCGACGAGGGAACCCGCGAUCGCCCUUACGGUCAUUGUUUGGUUGCAGGGAUUAAGAAAUAUCCGAGCAAGGUUAUCCGCAAGGAUUCCUCCAAGAAGACAGGAAAGAAAUCCCGCGUGAAGUGCUUCGUCAAGCUCGUCAAUUACCAGCACGUGAUGCCCACGCGUUACACCCUGGAUGUGGACCUCAAGGAUGUGGUCUCGGUCGACUCCCUCCAGAGCAAGGACAAGAAAGUCUCCGCCUGCAAGGCUACCAAGGCGAAGCUUGAGGAAAGGUUCAAGACUGGCAAAAACAGGUGGUUUUUCACAAAGUUGAGGUUUUGAGAUUUGGGUUUCUGUUAUUUCUUAUCGCUGAUGUUGAGCUUUAUUUACUGUUUUGAGCAUUUGUUUUAUCACCAGAUAUUGUUGGUUUUGAGACUGUUUUAUGAUAAUUAU
Messenger RNA from Hibiscus syriacus, 576 nucleotides. RefSeq names its product 60S ribosomal protein L27-3-like. The transcript has a single exon. Lineage: Eukaryota; Viridiplantae; Streptophyta; Magnoliopsida; Malvales; Malvaceae. The record is from RefSeq and is a predicted model, not a curated record. Gene Ontology annotation, cellular component: ribosome; cytosolic large ribosomal subunit. The coding region runs from base 58 to 465 and encodes 135 amino acids. Gene Ontology annotation, molecular function: structural constituent of ribosome. Gene Ontology annotation, biological process: translation.